UUGGUUCCUGGCAUGAGUGGGGAACCAGCGGCAGCCGCCCCCAGCACAGCCCCCGGGCGCCCCAGUCCCAGGCCGGCUCGUGUGCCUGCUCUGGCCGGAGGUGCCGCCCGAAGGGCUUGCAGGACGCGGCCCUUCCUCGACGGCCGGCUUUGUCCCUCGCACGCAGCAUCUGCCCGGGCGGCUCCGCCUCCUCCUUGCCCAGCGGCAAAGCGAGGUGUUGGCGGAGACCGGGCGGGCCUUUGUCUCUCCGGCUCGCCCGCAGAGCUAACGGGUCUACUCGGGAAGACGCGUUUGCAGAUUCCUGCAUCCCCGGAGAGCAGCUGCAGCCUCGCCCGUCCGCCCGGCUCUCCCGUUUUUGCAAGCGGCCGCCUCUCUUGCCCUGCAGCGCCCGCUGCGAUUGUGACCUCCUCCCGAGCUCACCUGGGUUGCAGCUGCUGCAGCUCAGCAAGGCUGCACUUUCUCUGCGAGGCUUCCCUGCUUGUGGGUCUUUCCCUGUUGCUCUCGGGGAAUGACCCUCUGCUCUAACCAUUGGCAAUGGCCUAAGAGCAGCGGUGGUGCCUUCUCCAGCAACCAGAGGAGGCCAGACAGGGCCUUGCUGUAAGCAAGAGAAGGCCAGAUUGAUGAAUGCUGGGAUGUCAAGCAGCCGAGAGGAUGGCGGCAGAGGCGCCUCUGCCGUGGUCAGGAGGUCAGAGGCCACCGAAGGGGUUGCGCAGAGAGAAGAGGAACAAGAAGAAGAUGGGGAAGAAGACCUCCGUGACGGUGGGGUCCCCUUCUUCGUGAACCGAGGAGGGCUUCCCAUUGAUGUACCCACCUGGGAGCGGAUGUGGAAACAUGUGGCCAAGAUUCACCCUGAUGGAGAAAAGGUGGCCCUCAAGAUCCGAGGGGCUACCGACCUACCCAAGAUUCCCAUACCGAGUGUGCCUAUGCUCCAGCCGUCCACUCUUAUCCCUGAGCGCCUGGAGGCUAUACAGCGCUACAUCAGGGAGCUUCAGUACAAUCAUACCGGGACACAGUUCUUUGAAAUCAAGAAAAGCAGGCCUUUGACAGGGCUGAUGGAUCUGGCCAAAGAAAUGACGAAAGAGGCCCUACCAAUCAAGUGUCUGGAAGCUGUGAUUCUGGGAAUUUACCUCACCAACAACAUGCCAACACUGGAGCGUUUCCCCAUCAGCUUCAAAUCCUACUUCUCAGGGAACUACUUCCGCCAUAUUGUGCUGGGAGUGAACUUUGGGGGCCGCUAUGGGGCACUGGGCAUCAGCCGACGUGAGGAUCUCAUGUACAAGGCACCAACCUUUCGCACGCUGAGUGAGCUGAUCUUUGAUUAUGAGGAGGCCUACCGGCGUUGCUGGCACACCCUCAAGAAGGUGAAGCUUGGUCAGUAUGUAUCCCAUGAUCCACACAGUGUGGAGCAGAUUGAGUGGAAGCACUCCAUCCUGGAUCUGGAAAAGCUUGGCCAUGAGGACUUCCGGAAGGAGCUUGAGAGACAUUCCCGGGACAUGAGGCUGAAGAUCAGCAAAGGAACAGGGCCACCAUCCCCCACAAAGGACAGGAAGAAGGAUGUGUCUUCCCCACAGCGAAGCCAGUCUAGCCCUCAUCGUCGCAACAGCCGGAUAGAGAGGCGGCCUUCUGGAGAAAAGAAAACUACUGAGCCCAAAGCCAUGCCAGAUCUUAACGGUUACCAAAUCAGAGUGUAAAGAGACUUGCAACAUUUCUGGACUCCUAGCUGGACAGCAUUUGGACCACAUUCUCCUGCAGUCUGCUCAGAAUAGUGGGGGCAUGAAUUGCUACUUUUCCAAGGUGUUUCAUGCAUUGAUGGUUCCAGGGAUGUCUCCUGUAGAUUAGAGCAUUUGCCCCUCUGGUUUUGGAUAGGAGAGGUGUUUUUAAAUCCUGCCAACUAAAUGAACCUUUUAAAAGUAUCAGACCUGCCAGUUGGUGGUUUAGUGUUUGUACAGUAUUGGAAAGGUAAAAAAAAAAAAUCUUCCAUAGAUGAUGAGGCCAUGCUCUACUGACUUGGCAUACUCCCUUGCUGGGCAUCUAUCUCCAUUUUCUGCUUUGGAGGGAAUGACGUAAGCAUGAAGACCUCCGUGGAGGAGGAGAGGAGGAGAGAUAGAAUAAACAACGGUGAUUUCUGUGAAAGAAUUUUUAAAAAUUUGUACCUUCUGAGCAUUUUAAUAUUUUUUAAUCAGAUGAAGGAAGGAGAGAACCGUAUCUUAGUGUGAACCAGUUUGAAAGGGACCUCAGAAUCUCCUUUUAAUAGAUGCUAGACCUAGUUACUUCAGGGUCUUGUCUUGAAAUUCUGCCAGUGUAUUUUUGUCAACAUCCUGGAUAGAGGGGUGGUGAUGCAUGCUGUUCUACCUAUAAAGAGUGCUUACUGAAGAAAGGGUAGAAGAAACCCAGAAUCUGUUGUUAUGGAAAGAAGGACUAUGUAGAUACUUAACAAAAUAUGGCUUAGGAGAAUUAUGUGUAGAGCUGGGGUGAGCCCAAACAUUAAAAGAACUUGUGGAAAGGGUUGCAUGAGCCGUCUUAGGCACUGGUUAAUCGGGGAGGCUGAUAUGGAGAGGGAAUGCCAGACUUCCUCCUUGUCCCAGCCUUCUCAUGGAGGCCCGCUGGCUUUAGAGCAGCAUGAGUUCUCUGCUGGGUGAUAAUGCUGAAAGGGGAUAUUGGGGAACCCAGCAGUCACAUACAAGUUUGGUACCUUCCCCAAAGUAUUACAUUCUUCAAUCCGCAUGUUGGAUAUGGCCAGUUCAGGCUGUAGAUUUCUUAUCAUAACCCUAGGAAACCUGGCUAGUUGUCUUUUACUCCUUCCUCUCUCUCAUAUACACACACAUACAACACAAGCACUAUUUAUGUUUUUAAUGUAGCAGGAGGGAGCUGGACUUCCUCCUGAUUUGUGACCUGCUAUGGUUUAAUUGAAACCUUAAUUGAAAUGGGAACAUAGCAUGGGGUUGAAUUAUCCAUGUUCAGCCUCUCUGGCUGUUGGAGCAGGCAGCAUUGUUAAAAUAGCACUGUUGCGUUGGUUUUGCGGAGGGAGAUAAAUGGGUUUGGACUGCAGUUCAAAAGUGGAGCUGAUUGAAUCAGUGCAGUGCUGUUGUGGACUCUUCUCCCUUCGUCACUCCCUUAUUUUGUAACUGAAAGUUUUCUACAAAAGUGUACAAAUAUUUAUUGGCCAGAUACAAAACUGUUGUGUUAGAAUGUGCUCAUGUCCAAAAUGAAUGCUGGUUACGAGUGUUAUUUAGGGUCUUUUCCCCCAAGCCCGUUUCCUGCCUUUUUCUUGUUUACACACAUAAGAGAACAAAUUCUUCGGUAUGACUGGAUCACGUUUUUAUUUGAAGAUCACUUUUUCUGUAAUUUAUACUGAUCUUAGUUUUUAGGUAAUAAAUAGCUUAACUCUGCUGAAAUGAAGCCAGUGCUAAUCCUGCACAAACUGUCCUGGUCAUCUUUUGUUUAAAACACCACUUCUUUUACCAUUACUUCUCUUCCCCAGUUUAACUGCUAAAUCGCUCUACGCAAGAAACAGCAGAAGGGAAGAAGGGAGAUGCUAGAUGAUUAUGGUGGCUGUGCAGAGUUUUUCAGAGCUGUCCUUCAAAACUGGAAAAAAUUCUCCAAAUGUUAAAGUUAAGUUUAAAAGUAGUGUAAUGAUGGGUUAAGCCAAAGGACGGAUGCCACUGUAGUAAACUGGUAGUUGCCAGAAGCAGUCCCUCUUUAUAGGGACACAGCAUCAUGAGGCUUUUUAAUCUUUUGUUGGUAGUGAACCAUAAUUAACAUGAAAAAAUCAAAACAGAAGACACAAUUGGAACAUGGUGCUGUCUUCCGCUCCUGAAACGGUCUGCCAAGCAUGUGGCUGCUACUGUCCUCCAAAAUGGGGGGGGGGGGGGGCAUCUGUAAGCAGAGAGAAGAACUUGAUUGUGAAGGAUUUGGAGGAGAAUUGCAAUUGGCAGAUCUUUCGAGCCUAAUGUGUCCUAUUCUCUUUUAAAAGAGAAAAUGAUGUCAGGUUGCAAAAGGAUUCUGGGAGCAGUGGUAACAGCAGUUGCUUACUGUUUCCUCUGAGUUUAUAAACUGCACAAAGGUAGAUCAAAGUAAAAUGAUUCCAUGAACUUUUAGUGACAGAAUUCAUCAAUGAGAUAUUCUACCUGGAGGAGGUGCAGAGUCCCCUUCCUUCCUUGAAGAUAUUAUGACAAAAAACUGGUCAGGCAUCAGAGUAGAAGUGACACAACAAUAAUGUCCUAAGCCUUUUCUGACUUUGUCUUUAAAUAAUGUGCAGAUACAGAGGGGACAGUUCUGUGCGAUUUAUCCCAAGAUGUUACAUUUGCUAGGUUAAUGUUCUAACGAAGUAUUUUCUACACUAUUCUGAACUGAACCCCCUCCCUGGUUGUUGCUUUCCUUGCUGUGUUUUCAUUCCAAAAUCUAAUAGAGAACCAAGAGGCAUGACCAGCAGUUCCAUGGGGUGCAUUCCCUGGCAGACUGUAGGGAAUUCAAUCUUGGUUUUAAAAUUUCUCUGCAUUUAAAGUUGUCAGGUUGAAGGUUUUGGUGCACAAGUAUCUUUUUUAUUUUAUCGAGCCAUCAGGCAGUUUGAAUCGGAAUAAUGGGAAUGCGGUCAUUCAUGUGAGUCUGCCCAUUGGGUUCUUUCUGUCCUCGUGAGCUCCACUUGAGUCACAACCUAUAUGGUUUUGCUUUGAAUCUGAUUGAACUCAGAUCAUCCAAGCAGGACAAUGAAGUAGUAGACUGGACUGGACUGUUUCCUUAUCUAGAUGGUGGAUUCCAACUUUAAGUUAUCCUUUCUGGCUUUUUAAAAAAAGAUGCCAAUGAGCAAAGCAGGGGGAAAGUUAGAAUCUAUUUUUGUGGCUGCCUGUUGUUGUUUUUUUGGCAGGAAGAUCUACUCCUAUAAAUCUGAACUGGUGAAAAUCUGAGAUAUGCAAAAGAAUGAACAGUCAACUCUCAGACAUAUUGUCCCUUCUUCUGGUACAAACAGAAGGCAGCAUAUACACCUGCUAGAUUCUUCACAUCAAGAGUUGUCUCUGGUGGAGAAAAAAGGCUGCUACGGGAUUCCCCUUGCCUGCCUAUAUAUGCGAGCACCUCAGUAUGUGAACUUCUUUUUAUCUUUAUCCUCUUCCUAUAAACUAACAAAGGCUACAGCAGAGGUCUAGAGGGGAUGUUGUUUGCACAGUAAUUGGGUCAGCAUUAUUGGAACUGCUUUAUAAUAUACGACAAGUGUUAAGUGUCAGCCUUAUUUGGUAAAAAAAACCUUAGCCAGACCAUAUCCUGAAGUCCUGUGGCAGGCUAGGGGUAUUUGUGUGUGUAUGUUUACAGUGUCUUUAACACUGUCACUUGAAUUUUGUAUACACCUGCCUAAUCAGGCAUCCCAGUUCUAAGGCCAGUGUCCUCUUUCACAUCACAUCAACCAUUCAUAUUUUUGUGAAUGGGAUGCCGCUGUAGCAGUUUGCCUUCCGUGAUCGACAUAGUCACACAUUGUAGUUAGACUACAAAUAAACUGGUUAACCUUUAAGGUGCUAUGGAAUCUCUUGGUUUUUAAAGUAGCCAGGGUAAUGAGGCUCAGGUCCAAAAAUUCACAGCUAGUCCUCUCUGAAAAUGUUUUCAGUUUCCCCUAGUGAGUUCUGAUUUUAAAAAUUCAGCAGAUCCUAGAGAGACUGUGGCUUGCCUCAAAGCAGCCUCAAGUGCUUCUCAAACUUUCUACUAUUGGGAAACAGUCUGCAGAAAGAUGUCUGUGGAACCCUGGCAUGCAAAGUGUACACAGCACUUAUGGCGUAUGGACCAACCCAUCCACAGAUCCAACAGAAACUGCCAUGCAGGGCUUUCCAUUGCAAAGAGAAACUAGUAAGUGGUCUGUUUCUCCAAGAAAGAUAGCUUGUUUUUGGCCAUUACUAAUAUUUUCAUUGAGGAACUCCUGCCCUCUUUAGACUGUACAUAGUUUUAAAAAACCCACUGGCUUAAAGAGAACUGUGAAACGGAACCACCAUGUUUUGGGCCCCAACAUAGUCUGUCUCAGAGACAUAAGAACUUGUGACUCAGUAUCUUGUCACUAAUUGUUGCUCUGGCCCUGCUAAUAGGCUAGAAAGCCAGCUAAGCUCCUUGGGGAAUUCUAAAUGAGGCAGGACCUAAGUAGCAGAUGUCUCUAUCAGUAAAACCAUUCUUUCCCUCUUCCCCUCCCACAGUGGUGCACUCACCACCUGCUUAAAACAACUGUGAAUCACUUUAAGAUCUGCAGAGCUGUGACCCUCAACCAGAUUUGUCACAAGCAAGAUGGUGCUAGAGAACCAGCUUUUAAUACAAACGGUAUUUAUCUAGUCUGAGCAGAUGGCCUUGUUUUCAGAGCAAUUUUGUUGUCAUGACAGCUCAGAACAGAGACCAAUGAAGGCGUUUAUGGGUUAUCAUGUGUCUGUUCUGUAAACUAGUACUCGUUGUGAUCUAAAAUAGACCUUCUUUUAAUUCUUGCCCUCAUAUCUGUAUUCACCUCAUUAAUUCCUUUUCAAAAAUAAAGGUCUUUUCUGUACCAUUUA
This is a messenger RNA of Sphaerodactylus townsendi, 6512 nucleotides long. RefSeq names its product vasohibin 1 (gene VASH1). Gene Ontology annotation, biological process: regulation of angiogenesis. Bases 621 to 1691 code for a protein of 356 amino acids. The record is from RefSeq and is a predicted model, not a curated record. Gene Ontology annotation, cellular component: cytoplasm. Lineage: Eukaryota; Metazoa; Chordata; Lepidosauria; Squamata; Sphaerodactylidae. The transcript has 8 exons.